Morus notabilis is the source of this 1829-nucleotide messenger RNA. Its product is annotated as ACT domain-containing protein ACR10. NCBI's taxonomy places the organism in Eukaryota, Viridiplantae, Streptophyta, Magnoliopsida, Rosales, Moraceae. The transcript has 7 exons. Bases 142 to 1380 code for a protein of 412 amino acids. The record is from RefSeq and is a predicted model, not a curated record.
AAACAAGAAAAUAAAAGAAAUGCAAAAACCUAAGACAAGGAAACCACAACAACAAGAGCGAGCAAAGCAAGCAAAAAAGUAGAGAGAUCCUUAUACUCAGAAGAAGAAGAAGAAGAAGAAGAAGAAGAAGAAGAAGAAGAUAUGGGAGUAUUACAAGAGGACGUGGUGAUAAUAAGGCAAUCAGAGAAAGAAGGAGCGCCAACAGAGAUUACAAUAAACUGCCCUGACAAGACCGGCUUGGGCUGUGAUUUGUGUCGCAUCAUUCUCUUCUUUGGUCUUAGCAUUGUCAAAGGAGAUGUGUCUACGGAUGGGAAAUGGUGCUACUUGGUGUUCUGGGUGAUUGGGAAAUCGGAGACGCGGUGGAAUUUGUUGAAGAGAAGGCUAGUUGAGGCCUGUCCUUCUUGUUUUUCAGCCUCUGAAAUCUCCUUUUUUCGCUCCGAAGUGCGGCCGCCAAAGCCUCCUGAUGUGUUUCUCUUGACCUUGUGUUGUCAUGACCGAAGAGGCCUUUUACAUGAUGUGACAAGGGUUCUUUGUGAGUUCGAGUUGACUAUAAAGAAAGUGAAGGUUUCGACGACCCCGGAUGGGAGAGCCAUAAAUAUGUUUUUCAUCACAGACACCAGGGAGCUUCUACAUACUAAUGAGAGGAGGAAAGAGACACGUGAGUGCUUGAACGCCGUUUUGGGGGAUGCGAUGAUAAGUUGUGAUGUAGAAAAGGUCGGUUCUGAAAUCACGGCCUGUUCACAGGCGUCUUCUUUUCUUCCAUCUGCAAUCACAGAAGACACAUUUGUACUAGAAAUGCCAAAUCAACUUCCAAGUGGAACACUCACUUCAAGCAGUGUUUCCAUCGCAUUUGACAACUUGUUGAGUCCUUCCCACACACUCGUCCAAAUCAUUUGCCAAGAUCACAAAGGUCUCCUUUACGACAUAAUGAGGACUCUUAAGGAGUACAACAUCCAGAUUUCAUAUGGACGGUUCACUGUAAAACAAAGAAGGCAAUGUGAGAUUGAUCUGUUCAUUAUGCAAGUUGAUGGAAAGAAGAUAGUUGAUCCGAGCAAGCAGAAAUCAUUGGCAUCUCGGUUGCGACUGGAACUACUCCGUCCUCUCAGAGUUGCUGUUCUUAGCCGGGGUCCUGAGACAGAGCUGUUCGUUACAAACCCCGUGGAGUUAUCUGGCAAGGGCCGGCCUCUUGUUUUCUAUGACAUCACCCUUGCGCUAAAGAUGCUCAACACGGGCAUCUUUUUGGCAGAGAUUCGGAGACAUAUGAUCGGAGGUCGGGAAUGGGAGGUCUACAGAGUCUUGCUUGAUGAAGGAGACAUCUCGUCUGUUCCGAGAAACGCGAUCGAGGGAAAAGUGUGGAAGAUGUUGAUGGGCUGGGAGUGAUUCUCAACAAAUGCAAAUAUGAAACCACUCGGAGAUUGCCAUGAGCUCCUGUACAGCACACUUAUCCCUGCUACCUUCUAGCUCUUAGAUGUGUAAAUGAUGAAUAUACAUAUAGAUAUAGGUGUGUUACUAGAAGGCCCGGCUUUCUUUUCAUGCUAACUUUGUAGUAUAAAAAAAAAGGGGGAGUAAAAAGCAGCAAGAAUAUAGAGAAGAAAGAGUGAAGUUCUCACGUCGUUGUAUGCUUAAAAUCAUUGUACAGAGGUAAAUAUAUUCCGGUUUUCUAGUUGGUGUUCUAUGCUAUCUGAAAUUAUGCUCUUGUAAAAAUGGGACAAUAGAAUCACGUUUCAUUGAUCACCAGAAUGUUAAGAUCUUGUAUUCGAGUGAGUCCUAUUAUAGAAUUAAUCAAGUACACCACCUUCUAUCCCUAAAAAGGAUAAGAAGUAUCAACA